GCACAAACAAAGAAUUGACUCUCGGGCCAAGAAAGUCGAAAGUCGCUUCCAGUUGGCCCACAUCCGCGAUGCGCUCCAUCCUACAGCUUCUUCAUUACGGCUACGCGUUAAUGCCAAGCGAAACCAGAAGACCGGCGACGUCACGAAUCCCUUGGUAUAACUAUAAAGACCAGCAGCCUUCGCCAAGCUAUCGCUACAUCACUCGCACAUCAUCAUCAUGUCCUACUACCCACCCCAAGGCUUGUCGUACCAUAAGAAUCCUCGUACGAUUUUUUAAUCUACAUGCAGGUUCCCCGCCUGGACAACAAGGCGGCUAUUACCCUCAGGGACCACCCCAGGGAUAUGACCAGGGUCCCCCUCAAGGGUACGAUGGACCGCCUCAAGGAUAUCAACCCCAGCCGCAACCCCAGACUGUUGUCAUUCAACAACAAGAAGAGAAGAGCAGUGGCGGCUGUUGCGGUCCUUGCCUAGCCUGUUGUGCCGGAGUAUGCUGUUUCUGUUGUGCAGACGCCUUAUGCGAUUUAUGAACAUGCGAGUUUUAAUUCUUCAAUGCCAUGGUACAUACUCCCGCA
Molecule: messenger RNA, 572 nt
Organism: Desarmillaria tabescens
Lineage: Eukaryota; Fungi; Basidiomycota; Agaricomycetes; Agaricales; Physalacriaceae
Exons: 4
Coding region: 69-527 (152 amino acids)
Source: RefSeq, a predicted model, not a curated record